Molecule: messenger RNA, 1383 nt
Organism: Mesoplodon densirostris (Blainville's beaked whale)
Lineage: Eukaryota; Metazoa; Chordata; Mammalia; Artiodactyla; Ziphiidae
Gene: TFAP2B
Product: transcription factor AP-2 beta
Exons: 7
Coding region: 1-1383 (460 amino acids)
Biological process (GO): regulation of cell population proliferation; regulation of transcription by RNA polymerase II; anatomical structure development
Cellular component (GO): nucleus
Molecular function (GO): RNA polymerase II transcription regulatory region sequence-specific DNA binding; DNA-binding transcription factor activity, RNA polymerase II-specific
Source: RefSeq, a predicted model, not a curated record
AUGCACUCACCUCCUAGAGACCCGGCUGCCAUCAUGCUCUGGAAGCUCGUGGAGAAUGUCAAGUACGAAGAUAUCUAUGAGGACCGGCACGAUGGCGUCCCGAGUCACAGCUCACGGCUCUCCCAGCUGGGCUCGGUGUCCCAAGGACCUUACUCCAGCGCCCCACCGCUGUCCCACACGCCGUCGUCAGAUUUCCAGCCACCCUACUUCCCGCCCCCCUACCAGCCGCUCCCCUACCACCAGAGCCAGGACCCCUACUCCCACGUCAACGACCCCUACUCCCUGAACCCCCUGCACCAGCCCCAGCAGCACCCCUGGGGACAGCGACAGCGGCAAGAAGUGGGUUCAGAAGCCAGCUCUCUCCUGCCCCAGCCUCGGGCCGCCCUGCCCCAGCUAUCGGGCCUCGACCCCCGGAGGGACUACCACUCGGUCCGCCGGCCGGACGUGCUCCUGCACUCAGCACACCACGGCCUGGACGCGGGCAUGGGUGACAGCCUCUCGCUGCACGGUCUCGGCCACCCCGGGAUGGAAGACGUCCAGUCAGUUGAAGAUGCCAAUAACAGCGGCAUGAAUCUAUUGGACCAGUCUGUCAUAAAAAAAGUUCCGGUUCCUCCCAAAUCUGUGACUUCGCUGAUGAUGAAUAAGGAUGGCUUCCUGGGAGGCAUGUCUGUCAACACCGGUGAGGUGUUUUGCUCGGUCCCCGGCCGUUUGUCUCUGCUCAGUUCAACUUCAAAAUACAAAGUAACUGUGGGGGAAGUUCAGAGACGGCUGUCGCCCCCCGAAUGCCUCAAUGCGUCUCUCCUCGGCGGCGUCCUCAGAAGAGCCAAAUCGAAAAAUGGGGGGAGAUCUUUGCGAGAAAGGCUAGAAAAAAUCGGUUUGAAUUUACCCGCGGGCAGGCGCAAGGCAGCAAAUGUCACGUUACUCACCUCCCUGGUGGAAGGAGAGGCUGUUCACUUAGCUCGGGAUUUUGGGUACAUUUGCGAAACGGAGUUUCCCGCCAAAGCUGUUUCUGAGUAUUUGAACCGGCAGCACACGGACCCCAGUGACCUGCACUCCCGGAAGAAUAUGCUGCUGGCCACCAAGCAACUUUGUAAAGAAUUUACGGAUCUGCUCGCUCAGGACCGGACGCCGAUCGGAAACAGCCGGCCCAGCCCCAUCCUGGAGCCGGGGAUCCAGAGCUGCCUCACGCACUUCAGCCUCAUCACGCACGGCUUCGGCGCUCCGGCCAUUUGCGCCGCGCUCACGGCCCUGCAGAACUAUCUCACCGAGGCGCUCAAAGGCAUGGACAAGAUGUUCUUGAACAACACCACCACUAACAGGCACACGUCUGGGGAAGGCCCAGGUAGUAAAACUGGCGACAAGGAGGAGAAACACAGGAAAUGA